Messenger RNA from Ficedula albicollis (Collared flycatcher), 2459 nucleotides. RefSeq lists its product as uncharacterized. Gene Ontology annotation, biological process: regulation of transcription by RNA polymerase II. The transcript has 7 exons. Lineage: Eukaryota; Metazoa; Chordata; Aves; Passeriformes; Muscicapidae. The record is from RefSeq and is a predicted model, not a curated record. The coding region runs from base 18 to 1514 and encodes 498 amino acids.
GGGCGGGGGCACCCGGGAUGUCCUCGUCGCCCGCGGAGGAGUGCCGCUCGCCCGUGGGGCUGGACUGCUGCAGCUGCUGCCUGGACCUGGCCAACCGGAGCGGGCUGGAGGAGGGGGCCGGGGGCGAGAACAACAACCCGGGCAGCCCCACCGUGAGCAGCUUCCGGCAGCUGCGGGAGCAGCUGGUCCGGCAGAACCUCAACACCGACAAGCUGAGCUCCAUCAUGCGCCAGGACUCGCUGGAGCCCGUGGUGCGGGACCCCUGUUACCUCUUCAACCAGGGCAUCUGCAACAGGAACAUCGACCAGACCCUGCUCUCCAUCCUCCUCCUCUUCCACAGGUGGGAGUCGCCGCCGGGCAGCGGGCUCGGAGCUGGCAGGAGAGGGGGAUCCCCGGGGCCCCGGGGGUGUCAGCGGUGCGGUCCGGGAGGAGACAGGCCGUGUCUGGCACGGGGUCCGUGCGUGGUGCCAGCCCAGCCUGGGCGCGGGUCCGGCUCUGCUCCGCCGUGCCCCGUGUCUGUGCCCAGCAUGGGGGAGCCGGGCACUCGGCCCCGGGCACUGCAGCCAGUCCCGGGGCCUCUGUGCGGGACCUGCAGCUGCAGCCCCCGUGCAGAGCUGGACCCGGACUUCACCCCUUCCCCAGCCCCAGAGGGUGCGGGUGUCCCCCGGCCGAGCCGCGUCCGGGGUGCCCGUGUGCAGUACCGGGGGGCAGCACCGGGGGGCAAUGUGCAGUACCGGGGGUCACUGUGCAGUACCGGGGGGCAGUACGGGGGGCAGUACCGGGGUGCGCUCUGCUCCGUCUGUGCGAGCGUGUGUCCGUGCGGCCCCGCCAUGAGCACCGGCAUGUACCAGUCCCCCAUGGAGGUGGCUGUCUACCAGCUGCACAACUUCUCCAUCUCCUUCUUCUCCUCCCUGCUCGGCGGGGAUGUGGUCUCCGUGAAGCUCGAUAACAGAGCCGCUCUUUGUCUGCGGCCGCUGGAGCUCAUUGGCUCCGGGCGCUGCGCAGUGCGCAGGGAGCGCGGCUGGACAGGGAGGGGGCUCCAGGGGCUGGGGCUGCCAGAGCCGCGUUCCCUGGGGGCUCGGGAGCUCCAGCCCCCCGAAUCCCCGGCACCAAGCCCUGGCCGGGGUUCCAAGGUUGGGGUGGGGAGGGAUAAUCCUUGGGAGAAGCUUCUGCAGCGCUUGGCGCUUUCCCCAGCGCUUGGGAACGGGAGGGAGCAACCCCCGGGGUAUUACUCUCCAUUGAUCGGCCUCUUCCGUGGCCUUUUGCAGGAUCUUGUGAAAAACCAUCUGAUGUACGCUGUGCGGGAGGAGGUGGAAGUGCUGAAAGAGCAAAUCAAGGAACUGUUGGAGAAAAACUCCCAGCUGGAGCGUGAGAACAGCCUCCUGAAGACCCUGGCCAGCCCGGAGCAGCUGGAGAAGUUCCAGUCGCGGCUGCCGGCGGAGGUGCUGUGCCCCGAGGAGCAGAGCCCCGCCGCGGCCGCCCCAGCCCAGCACUCCGGGGGCUCUGCGGUGUAAGGUGGCUCUGUCCUCGGGGUGGGCAGAGCCACAGAACUCUUUCUACUUAAUCUCCUGCAAAAUCGUUUCUGCCUUCAUCUCACACGAAGGACUGGCAGAGCCCGGCGCUGAGCCGGCUCCCUCAUGAGGAUGCUCUUCUGCGAGGGAGGCAGGGGCAGCUGAGCCCCCUCCCCGGCCGAGUGCCCAGCAGGUGCCAGGAGGAGAUCUGUGGUGCCUGGGCUGUGCUGAGGGCAGAGCUGGGCGUGAGGAGGAGCCCAGCCCGGCCGUGGCUGCCUUCUGCAGGGGGUGUCCCUUCUGGCAAAGCCUGGCGCUGGAGGAGAGCAGCGUUUAGUGAGCGGAGCAGAUGUGUCCCACGAGCCACCAGGAGCCUGCUGGAGCCCGAGCCACCCUGGGCAGCACCUGGGCUGGAGCCCGAGCCACCCUGGGCAGCACCAGGGCAGCAGCUGCAGCGCAGACCGUGGCUGGACGCACAGCACCGUGGGGAUUACAAGGAAAAACGCUUUUUUUGUUAGUUUGGGCAUCUUCUGUAGCUGUGUCUGUGUGUAAAGGUGCCCGAGGGGUGCCUGUGAGGCUGUGGGGUGCCCGCUCUGGGUCAGCCAUGCCCCCUGAGCAGCUGGGCGCUGGAAGGCUGACUGGAAUGGUGAGCGCCCGUCAGGGGCAGCCAGCGACAGCGAGUGCCACCGAGGAGGGGACAGACUCGCUCCCCCUGGCAUCCCGCCUGCCAGAGCCGUGCAGCAGCGCUGGAGGAUCUGGACUGACCUCUGGGCAGAGCCUCACGGCGGCUGUGCUCUCCCCCUGUGGGGUGCAGGAGCCAGCCCUGCUGCUGGGCUGCCCUCUGUCCCUGGCCUGGUCUCUGGGAUGUGACAUUGGGACGUUGCUUUUGAUGUCAGAAGCGGUGACACUGUUGUGUAAAUCUAGAUAGAAAUGGCAAUAAACUUUACUUUU